Molecule: messenger RNA, 1908 nt
Organism: Andrographis paniculata
Lineage: Eukaryota; Viridiplantae; Streptophyta; Magnoliopsida; Lamiales; Acanthaceae
Product: F-box protein At5g51370-like
Exons: 2
Coding region: 219-1757 (512 amino acids)
Biological process (GO): SCF-dependent proteasomal ubiquitin-dependent protein catabolic process
Cellular component (GO): SCF ubiquitin ligase complex
Molecular function (GO): protein binding
Source: RefSeq, a predicted model, not a curated record
CGUAAUAUAGCCGUUGGAACAGCAACAGCAGCCUAUCCAAGGUUUCCACUUACGCUUUCUUCUUCUUCUUCUUCGAAUUUCUAACAGGAAGCAGAAACCCUGUUGGGAUUGGAAAGAAAGUUGUUGUUGCAGAAAACGAAAAGAUUCUAAAACCAUUUGCAGAAACUGGUUUGAUUUGGAAAGCUCAACAAUCUCAAGAACAAGAAGCAGAGCAAACAAUGGAGCGGAAAUGCCGAACGGUGACGAGUUCGAGUUCGCCGGAGAAGGAGAAUCUCAACUCCAAUUGGUUGAAAACCAAAAAAGCUUUGAACAACGUCCUCUUCACGAUGCGCCUCCAAUCUAAAGAAUCCAAAUCCCUAAAUCAUCCCCAACGGAUGCCUCUCUCCGAAUCCCCAUUCCAAAUCCCCAAAUCCAAAACCCUAGACACCACCACCACCACCACCACUCUCCCCGCCGACGACGUAAUUAGUCUUCUCUCAGACGAAAUCCUGCUCAAAAUCCUCUCCAAGCUCCCCAAAUCGCAGAGGAAUUCCAUUUCCCUGGUGUCGAAGCGAUGGCUCAAUCUGCAAGGCAGCCUGGUGAGGUCAAUCAAGCUUUUGGAUUGGGAUUUUCUGAUUAGCGGUAGGCUGUUCCUCAGAUUCCCUAAUCUGAUCCACGUUGAUCUGGUAAAUGCCUGUUUGAUCUCCCCUUUAAAUUCAGGCAUCUUUUGCACCCACAAGAGUGUCUCUUUCCAUGUCGAUUCUGAGGUCCUUGAGCUCGGAAAACACAACUUCUUCGACAGUAACUUUGUAAUGAAUGGCGAAGAAGUCGACAGUGGUUUGAAAACUUUGUCGAAAGCUUGUCCGAAUCUUCGAAAACUAGCUGUCAUCAACGCUACAGAAUUGGGGCUUCUAACUCUUGCAGAAGGCUGCCCUUCAUUGCAGGAGCUUGAUCUGCUCAUGUGCCACGACCGAAUGCUGCGCGGGAUUGCAGCCUAUCGGAAUUUGGAGACUUUAAGAUUGACGGGCAUUGUCGAAGGCUUUUACGAGUCAUUGGUUUCGGACAUUGGCCUGACCAUUUUAGCACAAGGGUGUAAGAAUUUGGUAAAUCUUGAGUUGAGCGGAUGCCGGGGGAGUUAUGAGGGGGUUAAGGCAAUCGGGCAGUGCUGCCCGAUGCUGCAGGAGCUGAGUCUUUGCAACCAUAAGAUGGAGGACGGGUGGUUGUUGGCGCUCCCGUUUUGCCGGAGUUUGAGGACUUUAAGGUUGGUUUCAUGUAAGGGGAUAGAUGGUAGCGAUGAGGUGGAGGAUGAGGAGCAUUUGGGGUGUUGUCCGGUUGUCGAAAGGCUGUUUUUGAAGAAAUGUCAGGUUAGAGAUCGGCGGGCUUUGAGGGGGUUGCUUCUUGUUUGUUGUAAUGUUAAGGAACUUUCGAUGGAGAAUUGUUGGGGAAUGAAUGACGACGUUUUUGGGAGUUGCCGUGCUUUGAGGAGAGUGCGGUCGUUGUCGUUGGAAGGGUGCUCGACGCUGACGACGCACGGGCUCGAGUCGGUGAUUGCUGCAUGGGGCGAUCUUCAGAGUCUGAAAGUGAAGUCGUGCAACAACGUAAAGGACGGUGAAGUGAGCCCGACGCUGUCGGGGGUGUUCUCGUGUCUGAAGGAUCUGCAGUGGCAGCCGGAGACGAAAGCGAUGGUGUCGGCGAAUCUGGACGGCGCCGGGAUCAGGAAGAAGGGCAGCAGGCUGUUCAAGAAGGCUUGUGACUGGAAAUCCUUGCCUGGUGCGUAGGAAGAAGUAACUUUCUUGAUUAUGAGUUGUAUGAAUUUGGUAGUUUUGUUGUUGUUGUUGAUUUAUGUAUGAGGUUUAUGUAAAAUGUAAUGUAAUGUAAUGUGGAAUGUGUUUUUGAGGUUAACACAUACAAAAGGUGUGUAUUGUUUAU